Metarhizium robertsii ARSEF 23 is the source of this 2244-nucleotide messenger RNA. RefSeq lists its product as uncharacterized. The transcript has a single exon. Bases 1 to 2244 code for a protein of 747 amino acids. Lineage: Eukaryota; Fungi; Ascomycota; Sordariomycetes; Hypocreales; Clavicipitaceae. The record is from RefSeq and is a predicted model, not a curated record.
AUGGCUUCUAAAAGUCACAGACCUCAAUGGGACCGAUGGCUCAAGUUGUACGACAAAGUAAACUCGAGGAGUCCCUUGGAACUUCUCCUCCGCCGUCUGGAGGGCGACGAUCUCAAAAACUUCGUUGGAAAAAUUAUCAACGCCCUUCAUAGGGCCUCUAAGAAGAAAAGUUCGUGUACUGACGAUAACGACGCGCGCGCGUUGACAUUUAAAAGUGGAACGGAGAAGAAGAGAUGGAGUGAACUGUACAAGCAUGUUGGCGCCAAAGAGCACUUGGAGGCCAUUCCUGACGAAGAGCGCAAGGGGGACGCUCAGAAGCCGGUUCAUAAUCUUACCUCGGCAUUUCAGAAAAUGGUAAAUGAGAUGAUGCUUUCCGUCAUGAAGGGUACUUGGGAGCUAUUACAGAAUGCAUACCCAACUGAAGACGGAGUCAAGGCGGAUAUUGACCUACUAGUAUUGGGCAAGUACCUUGGGGCUCUGCAACAUGAGUCUUGGCAGCCAACUGCGGCUCAAGUGAGAGAAAAUUACGGCUUGGCCUCAGCUCUCUCCGACAGCGGGCUCGCAUUCUUGUUACAGUUUUAUGCCGCCAGUCUAGGUGAGAGCCUUGACAGCCGCUGUUUAGAGAGUAGGGAAACCAUGCUCACUGCAUAUGAACCUUUGAUACAACCAUACGUGCAGAAAAUCAAUCCCUGGCUGGCUCGAAAUGGAUUUCGAAUAGAAGCUGGUUCAGAGUAUCAGUUCGGGAGCGGAGCCGGUGGAAACAGACCCGCAACAGACACGGCAGAAGAAAAAGCUGGCGGCUCCAGAAAGCCGUCCAUCGCCUCCCGACAUCACGACGACAGCAAAUCGUUAACCACUCCAGUCCCUGAGAGUCCCUUGAAGGGGUCAGUGACAAAAGCAACUACCACAGACUCCAACAACUCCGACCCCCCAGACCAGUGGAAAGAAACAAGGGACUUUGUGGAGCUUCUUAAGAAAUCGUUGGCCGAGCAUGGCGUACGCCACGACCAACAAAACACUCCGCCUCCCGAUUGCUCGACCUUGGGACAAAAUGUAGCUGUAUCCUCUACUGGUGGGCCAGCGGGACCGCGACCACUUGAGGGUGAUGCAUCUAAAUCGCAGGCUUUGUUGUCGGGCGAGAAUAUAAGCUGCCUAAUAGGGGACCAGUUUACUGAUGACGACCUCGCCAAUAGAAAAUGGGCGCCUAGCCAACAUGACAUUAACAGACUAGGAGGUGUAGUCUCAAACUUGGAUGAGGACGCGCUUAUAGAGGUUGUACAAUUCGCCGUCACCUGCGCCGUGGAAAAGACGGAUAUUCUCAAAGCACUCCAGCCCCUGCUCCCAACGUUUUUGCAGUAUAUGCACUAUGUGGCACGAAGAGCCCUAUUACCGCACGGUUUCGAAGCACUGUGUAAUGCGGGCGUACCUCUCCGGGAGUUAGAAGACAUACUUUCACUGCAGGAUACAGGUAUAUUGAGGACAGCCAUGGAAGAGCGCUUUCACGUUAGGAAUAUACUUGAUGCCUGCUCAUUGCCAAACAGGGAUGAUGUUGAGAAUUAUUCCAGCUGGUUUUCUAAUCUCAACAGCGGCCAAAAGGAAAAGGAGCUGCGAAUAUCUAUGAGGCUGUGCAAUAAACCCGACAAACCUGACAGCCGGUUUCGCAGGAACCCCGAGCUUUUGAUAGCACCCACCCUGGAGCAGUAUCAUAUACACGCCCAUAAAGCGUUAUUGGAGAUAAUGGAGAGUAGACCACAGUCCAAAGCCGAGGCUGUUAGGGGCGAAGACGGCUGCUCUCCCAAAACACGUAAAACGGCCAGCAGAAGUGUGGGUGCGGCAAAUGGGAAGGAAGAAUUGAUUGAAAUGUCUAAUGCUGAAAUGGACGAGGAGGUAACCGAACAGACCACGGCAGUCGACGACGAGCUCCAAAGAGGCCCCAGGCCUUCUACACGGACGGGAGCGAAGGACCCAAUUAAUACAAUUGGUUCUGUUGACGCUGGUAUGAUUGAGGCUGGGUCGCCGACCAAAGCAGUGGACAAAGUGGACAACGAUAAAGUUGACCCUAACCGCAAAUUGACACCUGCUGAGAUAAAUUAUUUCAAAGAACAGACUGGAAUUUCCCGCUGUCACGCACGGGACAUUAUAAAGGUUUUAAGAACUCUAGAAGCUUCUGAGACAAAUUACGAUGGAUGGCCAAGGGCAAGAUUAUUCGAUGCAUGGAAGUCAAGGAAAGAACUUGUAGUAUAA